UCACAACUGCAAGAAUCUCUGAUUAUACAAACUAAAGCUAAGAAGUGGCUUUAGCUCCAAACUGAGAAAAAGUUAACAAUAACUUUCAGCUGGUGUAUCUGAAUAACAAUGACAGACCAGGUUUACCUGGCUGUCGGUACUGGCGUGGGUCUCCUCCUGCUGCUGCUGCUGAUUCUGGUGGUUUUCUGUCUGUGGAGGAGGAAGAAGAGUCAGAGUCAGUAUGAAGAGCUGCUCUCAUCAGUUCCUGCAGUACCAGCGUGCUCUCCUCCCGUGAUCCUGGUCUCUCAGGGCUUCUGGACUACGCCCAGUGAGAUCCCUUUCACUUUACCUCCUCGCUUUACAACACAAGACCAAGCUGAUGAGAAAAAUGAGGAGGAGAAAGAAGUGGAGGAGCUGAAGAUGGAGACCCGGAGGAGCAUCUUAGACCAUCGAGGAUCUCUGUCAGUAAGCAGAUGGUACCCGGUGGGAUCAGUGCUGGCUGGUCUCUACUCUGUCCCUCCCCUGAAUGAGGUGGUGGCCCCUCCACCAGGCAUGGCCACCCGUCUCUGCUUCUCUGUUGAGUACCGACACGGCAGCGAGCAGCUCAUGGUCUCUUUGCUCCGCCUGGGAAACCUCCCUCCACGCUUCCAUGGAAAUGUAACACUGGUGGAACUCCGGCUCCUCCCAGAUGAUCGAAGGCCCCGACAGGCGAAGUCUCGAGGCACGGGGCCUGACCCGGAGUUCAACGACUGCUUUGUUUUCCAGGUGUCCGGAGUGUGUGUCCCUCAGGGAACUCUGAGUUUGUGCGUGCUGAGUGUGGAGCAGGACGGCAAACGGCAUGCAGUAGGCCGGGUGCUGUUUCCUCUGGAGGGGGAGCUUGGUCAGGCUGGCAGGGUGCUGUGGAGGGACCUGGAGACAGAGGAUGACAUUCAGUGUUCAGAGCUGGGUGAUGUGCAGAUUUCUCUCAGCUACAGUCCAGCUCUGCAGCGCCUCUCUGUGGUCGUCCUGAGGGCCCGAGGGCUACAGCUGCUCACAGAUGCAGGUGUUUGUGUCCAGGUGAGCUUACAGAUUCACACUCAGGUGGUGAAGAUAAAACGCAGCUGUGUGGUUAAAGGUGUGAACCCCAGCUUCAACCACAGGAUGACCUUUAAACUCCGCUCACAGCACCUGGAUGAGGCCUGUCUCAGGUUUGAGCUGCAGGAGCCUAACGAUGUCCGCUCAGAGCCUCCGGUUCUUCUGGGCGUGCUGGUGUUGGGCCCCUUCAUGUAUGCCAGGGGCCAGCAGCUGCAGCACUGGAUGGACAUGGUGAACUCUCCACAGGAGACCAUCAAGCUGUGGCACGGACUGGGCAGAGCCUCUUAA
Cheilinus undulatus (humphead wrasse) is the source of this 1341-nucleotide messenger RNA. RefSeq names its product synaptotagmin XV (gene syt15). Gene Ontology annotation, biological process: regulation of calcium ion-dependent exocytosis; cellular response to calcium ion; calcium-ion regulated exocytosis. The transcript has 8 exons. Lineage: Eukaryota; Metazoa; Chordata; Actinopteri; Labriformes; Labridae. Bases 109 to 1341 code for a protein of 410 amino acids. Gene Ontology annotation, molecular function: syntaxin binding; phosphatidylserine binding; calcium-dependent phospholipid binding. The record is from RefSeq and is a predicted model, not a curated record.